GAUCCUAAUCAGGUUCCCGAGGAUGGUCAACCUGGCUAUCCACCUCCAAAGUCAGAGUAUCCCGCUAAAGAUGGCAACUCUCCUCAACAUCAUCAAAGCGGCUACCCCCCUCAAGGAGACUGCCCCACUGCUCCGCCACCUGAAGAAUACCCACCACCAAGUUAUUCUUGUGCAACUGGUUUUAUACAGCCUCUUACUUCUGGUAGUGGCGAUACAGUUGGUGAACAAGUACCGUUCUCUGGUAACUAUGGUUUCACUUCUGGUUUCGGAGCAGUUACAGUCGUCGAUUUCAACGAUCAAGCCAUUAGAAGAGGUUUCAUUAAAAUGGUCUUCUCGAUUUUAUCGGUACAGCUCGCCGUAAUUCUAAUGAUUAUAUUAUGGUUCUUUUUUCACCAAUGGACCAAACAAACUGUCAAAGACUACGUUGCAAUAUUCUACGUCUCAGUGAUCAUCCUAGUCGUCAGUGUCAUAGCUGUAGCUUUUUGCGAUAAAAGGCGUAGAAAUUCACCCAGCAAUUAUUACUUUUUGUUCAUAUUGACUUUAGCUUUAAGUUUCUUUUUGGGUUGUUUGACUGCUAAGCACGAUUCAGCCGCCAUACCUAUGGCCGUGGGAAUUACAGUAGUGAUUUGCUUGGGAAUCACCUCUUUUGUUUUAAAAACGAAAUAUAAUUUCACCUUGAUAGCAGGGGUACUUUUGGUAGGCUUCUUGGAGUUGGUCAUCUUAAUAUUCGUUACAAUUUUUAUUGAUUUGAACAUUAUGUUGCCCCUGGCAGAAGCUAUAUUUCUAUCCAUGUUUUUCUCACUUUAUCUUGUGUACGAUACCCAAAUAAUGAUGGGAGGAAAGCACGGAACACAUAUGUAUUCUAUUUCCCAUCAAGAGUUCAUUUUUGCUGUUCUCAACUUGUAUGUGGAUGGUAUUAAUAUUUUCAGGCAUCUUUGGACUAAAUUUGGAAAGUAAAAUUAAAUAGAUACUAAACAGUGAGGACGUAGAGCAAGGGUGGCUUAGGAUGAAGCCCAUUUAUGCAAUAAACAAUUUACCCCAAUUUCAACUCCUUGCGCAGGUUACCCCUUUGAAAAUUUUAAAUGAUAACAGGACUCAUUUAAAAGGGUGUUUAAUUUUCUAUUCAAAGGUCUUAAUUAUAAAUAAUUUUAAAUAUACGUAUUUGGUAUUUGACUUAAUUAAAAUGUGAAAUACACUAAAGAAAUCAACUGAAAAUAUACCUCUUUUGUCAAGAAAUCAGUGGAGAACUUUUUGAGCAUUUAGUAACGAAAAUAUUAGCUAAGUGUUCAUUUUGCCAAAAUCGAGAUUUUGGUGUGAUAUGGUUCUAUCAUUGUAUAAAGAACUAUAGUAGGAUAAUCGCCAUGUAAAAGUUAUUGGAGACAAUCGCGCCUGACAUCUAUUGGUACAAUCAUUGAACUAACGAUUUUAUUUACUGGUUAGAUACGCCCUCUACGUCAGAUGUUAGAACUUUAUAAGUGACAAUUCCGUCAAAUUAAUUGUCAGUAUAUAUUUUUUUAGUUAUUUAGAUUAAAUAUAAAUAAAAAUUAGUGAUUCUUGUAAAGAAUCAAUAAAUAAUAGCAUUCCACAAGAUAUUCGUCUAUAUUUAGAAAUAAACUGAGAUUUUAAUGAAACUAAAAGCAGUCUGAUUAUCAGCGUUAAAAAGUAAAACUUUUUCAUAAGUCCUCAUAACGAAAAUUUAGAGUACUUGUCUACGAAUCGAAAGGUUCCGAGUUCAAACCCCCGAGUGGACACUUUUUUUUUAUUAUUUAAUUUUAUUUUCUAAAUUGGUAAAACUUAAAUUAAUUUCAAAACAUUAAUUUUACGUUAAUGACAUCUAAAUCUUCAUGCUCAAAUUUCGUCUUUUUGCUAUGGCCACUCGGGAUCAUCAAAUUAUAAUAGAAUAUUAUAAGGUCCGGUAAUUUUAUUUAAAUCUUUUGACAAUGAAACUAAAAAUGUGUGUCUAAAGGAGAAAUAUACCAAAAAUAACAAGUAUUUAAAUUUUGCUAAUAAAUUUGUAUUAGGUAUGUGUAAAAGAAAAUACAUCAUUUUGGAUUUGAAUAUACAGUGUGUCGCAAAAUGUCUGCAUCAAGAAAACGCACAAAAUUACAUUUUUCUUUAAUCUACGUAAAAAAGUG
Messenger RNA from Psylliodes chrysocephalus, 2135 nucleotides. The record is from the annotation of a GenBank genome assembly. Lineage: Eukaryota; Metazoa; Arthropoda; Insecta; Coleoptera; Chrysomelidae.